Messenger RNA from Cuscuta epithymum, 3246 nucleotides. The record is from the annotation of a GenBank genome assembly. NCBI's taxonomy places the organism in Eukaryota, Viridiplantae, Streptophyta, Magnoliopsida, Solanales, Convolvulaceae.
GGUGAUUAGUUUUCUCCACGUUGAGGAAUAAUGAAUGGGGCGUGAGAUGGAGCGCGCGAAAUGGGAGCGGUGGGGCCUUGUGUCUGAAAAUCUGGUCACCUCCUGCAUUCGACAAGUGUCUACGACUGACGUGGACAUGAAGCUUAAAUCUCACGAGGACUUCUUUUGCAAAAGUAUUCGACCUCAAUGACGUUAGCUAUUUCCGUAAUUUACUCAACAACAAUGACGUUAGCAAAUGAAAAGAGAAGGCAAAAGGGUCAAAUAGGCCCCUGAACGUAUUUGAAUUGCGCAAUUCGCACCCCGAACCCAAAUAACCUCCGAUCAGGCCCACCAUCCCCCUUUUUUUGUUCAAAUCCUACAUCUACCCGGUUACCUCCCGUUUUCUCCCCUUAAAUGCCCAGUCAGCAAGUUUUGCUCCAAAUCUAAUGCUGACUCAUUAAUUCGUCCCAGUCCAAGUUGUCUACGUGUAAUAAUAAAACCUAUUUACCGUUUAGGAAUCGAACCCUAAUUUGAAAGUUGGAACUGUCAUACGAGUAGUCGUCAUACCAGAGCGCGCAGAGGAGAAGAUAGAGGAAGAAGACUUGGAGGUUGAAGGCGAAGCCCUGAAUCGAAGGCUCUAAGAAUGUGGGAAACAUUGGACAUCAUUUUAUACUAUGGUGGAAACCUAGAGUCAUGCUCUCCUAUGGAGUAUACCAAUGGCCACAUAGAGGUUAUCAAAAGUGACCCUGAUGUUGUCAGUUAUCCUCAUUUAAAAAAGUUCAUAGAAUCAGGACCAUUUGGGGGAUUUGGCAAGCUUAUGUAUAAACUGCCUUGUGAACCCUUAGAGUCUUUAAGGGAGUUGUGUGAUGAUGCUACCACAUUGGACAUGGUGAGGUUGUCCUCUGCUGGAGUUUGUGAAUUGUAUUUGCUUAAACCUUCCAACUGUGUUGAUCACCAAGGAAGUUCAGUUGACCGGAUUGGUGAUUGUGAUGGAGGCCUGCAUGAAGUGGAAAGGCAAACAUGUGUUGAUGCAGUUGUAAGGAUCAAAAGGACCAAGAAGUUGAAAGCAAGAAGAAAGAAAGAUUCAGGCAAUCAACCUGAGAGGGCUGCAACUGACACUGGUGUUAGUGCUAUGGAUCAAAAUGACAAUGUUGGAACUGAGAUGGCUGACACUCUUGAGCUUUGUGAUGUUGAAAUUCAGACACUUGAUGAUGAUGAAGAUUUGGAGAGCCAAGAAGACCCUCCUCUCAGUAAUGAAGAUGGUUCUGAUAAUGACAAUGGUUCUGAUACUGAGGAGGUUUUGGGGACAAGACCACAGAAGAAUAAGGAGUCUGUGCAUGAGGAAGAGGAUGAGGACUAUGAAGAUAGCAUGAUGUUGUACCCUUCUGAUAACCCACCAAGCUAUGUUUCAGAUGCCUCAGGUAUGAAUGAAGAUGAAGUGGAGUCCAAGCUUAAAGACCAUCAUCCUUCAUACAACCCACAGAGUGAACCUCCUGAUAUUGAGCCUGGGAUGCUAUUUGAGGACAACAUUCAAUUUAAGAGUGCCCUAAUUAAAUAUGCUGUGCACCACAAGAAGAAUAUAUUCUUUAAGAGGAACGAACCAAUGAGAGUCCGGGCACAAUGCAUUCAGGAAAACUGCCCUUUUUCCUGUUAUGCAAGCUGGGAAGAAAGGUUCAAAUGCUUCCAAGUUAAAAGCAUGCAGACCAAACACUUAUGUAACCCAAAGUUCAAGUUGAGAGUUGUGUCUGAAAAAUGGAUAGAAGAGAAAUAUGAGGAUAAGGUUAGAGAUGACCCCUGUAUUGGGUAUGUGGCCUUAAAGGAGCACAUAGAGGCUGAACUGGGCAUUCAUGUUUCAUUUAGCAUGGUGAGGAGGGCUGUACGAGGCAUUAAGAAGAGAAUAAAUGCCAGCUUUGCAGAACAGUUUAACAGGCUUAGAGAUUACGCUCAAGAGUUGCUGGAUUCUAUUCCCAACAGUACCAUCAAGAUCAUGACUUCCACAGUAGUUGAUGAUGGCCCAUGCUUCUUCCAGAGAUUUUAUUGCUGCUUUGGUCCAAUGAAAAAGGGUUUCUUAGAAGGCUGCAGAAAGAUAAUUGGGUUAGAUGGAUGUUUCUUAAAAGGCUUAUUGAAGGGAGAAAUACUCACAGCAGUUGGAAGGGAUGCAAACAACAACAUGUACCCUAUUGCAUGGGCAAUUGUUGAGAUUGAAAAUACCUCAUCCUGGUCAUGGUUUAUAGAGCUGUUGAAGGAAGAUCUUCAAAUUGUGGAUACCUCUCCCUGGACUGUCAUAAGCGAUCAACAAAAGGGGCUACUCAAUGUCAUCCAAACCUUACUUCCUCAAUCUGAGCAUCGCAAUUGUGCAAGGCACAUCCAUGCUAAUUGGAGCAAGACACACCGGGGGAAAUAUAUGAAGCAACUGUUUUGGAUGUGUGCUAGGUCUACCUGUCAAGCACAACUGGAUGAGUGGCUACAAGCUCUACACAAAAAGGACCCUAGAGCUAAAUCAGAUUUGGAAAAAUAUCCACUCAAAAACUUCUGCAAGGCAUUUAUAAGGACGAGUGUGAAAUGUGACUCUGUAGACAAUAACAUGUCAGAGGCCUUUAACCGGACACUUGUUGGUUGUAGGAGCAAACCAAUCAUACCCAUGCUAGAGGAUAUGAGGAUUCAAAUGAUGCAGAGAGUUGCAAAAAAAAGGGAGCUGGCAGUUAGAUGGAAAGGAAGGGUGUGUCCUAAUGUGAAGAAGAUUUUGAAUGCCAACAUCAUGAAAAGUUCAAAAUGGCGUGUAAUUUUCAAUGGAGAUGAUGGGUUUGAAGUUAAGAAAGGAAAGUACCAGUACAAGGUUAAGGUGGAGGGAGGCACCUGUUCUUGCAGAUCUUGGGAGUUGACUGGAAUUCCAUGUCAACAUGCUAUUUGUGCUAUGUUUGACAUGGGAAAAGAUCCUGAAGACUAUGUUGAUGACUGUUACUCUGUAGCUUCCUUCAAGCGCACUUAUUCAUACUCUUUGGACCCAAUCAAUGGAGAGAUGGCUUGGCCUAAGGUGGGUGGAGAGAAAAUAAACCCCCCUGCACCUAAAAAAAUGACUGGCAGGCCUAAGAAAAAGAGGACCCGCGAGGAAAGUGAGCCUCCAGCAGGCAAGAUUUCAAGAAAGGGCAGGAUCAUGACAUGUUCCACUUGUAAUCAAAAGGGGCACCAGAGGCACAAGUGUCCUACUACUGCUGCAGCACCAACUCAGGCAUCAUCAAGGGGUGGAAGAAGUGGGACAACUGCAAG